AUGCCUCCAUUGACAACUGAACCCAGCGAUGACGAAUCAGUCGGUAGUGACAUACCUGCGAAAGCAGUAGAAGACACGAAAGCGGCUGAGGAACAAGUCAAUGGAGAGCUACAAGAAAAAGUCGAAGAAGAGAAUGAUGCGAAAGAUGACGAAACAGAAGCCUCAAUAGAAGAAGAUGGAGUAUAUGAGGUGGAAGCUAUCAGGUCUCAUCGAUUCGUGAAGACAAAACUCUUUAUGAUAGUGAAAUGGAAAGGCUAUCCUGAGGAUCAGAACACAGAAGAAUCUGAAGAGAUGCUCAGAGAAGGUGCAUCUCUGGUCCUCUACAAUUAUUUCGAAUCGAUUGGUGGCCGACCUCAGCCACAGUCUAAGCUAGGAAAACGAAAAUCAUCAUCACAGCUUAAGCCGUCCUCAGCCUCACCUGCCCCCAAAAAAUCAAAACGAACAAACGGCAACACCGACGACGACUCAAUGGAAGACAUCUCUUCCCAGGGCAUUCAAAAGACAGGGUCAUGGACGCCGAAGAAGGAGAACUGGGAAAGCGAAAUAGCAUCAAUCGAUACGGUGGAGCGAGAUCGCGAUUCUGGCAAACUAUGGGCCUUCAUCUAUUUUAACAACAACAAGAGGUCGAAGGUCGGAAUGGAGAUGAGCACGUUCUCUUCUUCGACAGGCGGUGCCAUGUCAACCCUGCAUGUUCUGUUGUAUCGCUAUACGAAUGCAAUGCUGCAAUAUAUGUGCUUCGCUGGUAUCAAUCCGAUAUCUCAGCCCGAGUACUCGAUACAUUUCUGCCCAGCUACUUCAAGCGACCUUGUUCCUCUUCGCAUCCUCACCCUCAUCUCCUUUCUCCUUCCCUCUCCCAUCCUCAGCCAACAACCUCUCGACCACGGUUACCUUAUCCGCCAUCGAUUGCGACUUAUCGGUCCUACCGGACCAAUUCUCCCGGUCAGCUAUCUCAGCUCAAUCCUUGAUCUCUUUGUCCCCAUGUUUACCAGACCAGGCAGCCAGCAAAAAGAAGCCGAGCAAAGGGGGAAAGCGAGCUCACCUCGUCCCCACCCUGAUAUCCGUCUGCACCCUUACCACCCCCUUCUCAUGCAGCAUCGUAUGUGCUUGGCCGAUGAGGCGCAUCACUUCGUCCCAGGGUCCUUCUACGGUGGAGACAAAACCACGUUAGUCACAAGCCUGUUGCGCUCGCGGGCUGAACCCAUGACAUCAAAGGUUAACAAAACGCUUCGAAGAGCCUACGCACGGCGAAGCCACGAAGAGACCAACAGGUCUAGAUGUCAAGACAGAAAGAACACCCCUCUCAGCGACCUAGAAUGCAGUAAAGACACAGUCGAAAAGAGCGAAAUCACAAACACCCUCCCAGCAAAAUUCUCCGCAAGCUCAUCACCACCACCACCACCACCACCACCACCACCACCGUUCAAAAUCUAA
Messenger RNA from Endocarpon pusillum Z07020, 1431 nucleotides. RefSeq lists its product as uncharacterized. Lineage: Eukaryota; Fungi; Ascomycota; Eurotiomycetes; Verrucariales; Verrucariaceae. The transcript has 8 exons. The record is from RefSeq and is a predicted model, not a curated record. Gene Ontology annotation, molecular function: chromatin binding. Gene Ontology annotation, cellular component: pericentric heterochromatin. Gene Ontology annotation, biological process: negative regulation of transcription by RNA polymerase II; chromatin organization. Bases 1 to 1431 code for a protein of 476 amino acids.